AUGAUCCCUUCUUCUAUUUAUAACUUCUCCUUUCUAACUGUUUUUUCUGUCCCUUAUAACCAACUUCAUGGUAGUCUGCCACCGGGCUUUGGUUCCAUGUUCCCUCAUCCUCAAAUCCUCCAGCUAUAUGGUAACCAAUUUACUGGACCUCUUCCACUUUUAAUAUCCAAUUCUUUAGAACUAGUAAGUUUUGAUGUGGGAGAAAACAACUUCAAUGGGAAAAUAACAAAUGAUUUUGGAAGCCUACAGAAUCUCAGGAAGAUAACUAUAUCAGAUAACCAUUUCAGAAACGGGGAACCUGAUGAACUAGCCUUUCUUGGUUCCUUGGCCAAUUGUAGCAAUUUGGAAAAGUUGCGUAUGCAGGGAAAUCAAUUCAGAGGGGUAUUACCAGAUUCUGUGGGCAAUUUAUCAAACCAUCUCUUUUAUUUAACGCAUUCGGAAAACCAAAUAUAUGGAACUAUUCCUUCAACAAUAGGUAAUCUUGUCAACUUGGCUUUGUUAAAUAUGUACAACAACCAAUUCACUGGCAAAAUUCCCCCUAGCAUUGGCUUUCUUCAGAAGUUGCAAAGGUUGAGUUUGGAUAAUAACAAGCUCUCGGGAAAAAUUCCAAAUUCCAUUGGAAACUUGUCAUUGUUGACUAAACUUUACUUGGCGGGCAACAGAAUUGAGGGGACCAUACCCUCAAGUCUUGGUACCUGCCGAAAUUUGUUGUCGCUACAUUUAUUUCAAAAUAACCUGAGUGGCACCAUUCCUGGAGAACUCUUGAGAAUCUCAACUUUAUCAAUUUCAUUAAAUCUAGCUCAGAACCGUUUGUUUGGUUCCUUGCCUGCUGAUGUUGGAAGCCUCAAAAAUUUGAUGGAAUUGGAUAUUUCUGAGAAUGGGUUGUCUGGUGAAAUUCCUAGCAGUCUUGGUAGUUAUACUAGCCUUGAAAACCUAUCCUUGCAGGAAAAUUUCUUCCAAGGAUCUAUUCCUCUUGCAUCGGAAACUUUGAGAGGGAUUGCAAACUUUGAUCUUUCUCAUAACUUGUCUGGCAAAAUUCCAACAUUCUUAGAAAAAUUUGCCCUACAAAAACUCAAUUUAUCAUUCAAUGAUUUCGAGGGUGAGGUACCAAUGAAAGGAGUUUUCACAAAUGCGAGUGCAGUAUCAAUUGUUGGAAAUUAUAGACUUUGUGGUGGUAUUUCUGAAUUACAACUACCCAACUGCAUCACCCAAAAAUCAAAGCAUAAGAUGCCUCUUUCACAUAUAUUACCAAUUACAGUAGCUUUUGUACUUGUAAGAGGAACCCUAGUAUGGUUUCUCUUCUGCGAAUCUGAUUGGUUUGGUAGUUUUGGCUUUGUAUAUCAAGGGAUUGUUAAUCAAGAUGGGGAGUUUGUCGCUGCUGUCAAAGUACUUAACCUUCAAAACCGUGGAGCUGUAAAGAGUUUCAUUGCAGAGUGUGAAACUUUGAGAAAUAUUCGACACCGAAACCUGGUCAAGAUCAUAACUUCUUGUUCUAGUGUUGAUUGUCAAGAAAAUGACUUUAAAGCCCUAGUUUAUGAGUUCAUGCCUAAUGGGAGUCUAGAGGGAUGGCUGCAUUCAAGUCCAAAAACUAAUAAUGGGCAAAAUGAGCACCGGAGACUCAACCUUCUAGAAAGAAUAAACAUUGCCAUAGAUGUGGCUUGUGCACUUGAUUAUGUUCAUCACCAAUGCCAUACACCGAUCAUUCAUUGUGAUUUGAAGCCGAGCAAUAUCCUUCUUGAUCAUGACAUGGUUGCCCAUGUUGGAUAUUUUGGCCUAGCUAGAUUUUGCCCAGAGCUUACCAUUCUUAAACAAAGUAGUUCAAUUGGAAUAAGGGGAUCCAUUGGAUAUGUACCUCUAGGUAACAAAUUCUCUUUAACCUUCUUGUACUUUGACAUAUGCCUAUUCUAGGAUGAAAAUUUAAAGUUUCAAACAAAAUAUAAGUUAGCUAUCAUUGAAGGAAUGUUAAAUGGGUACUGA
Molecule: messenger RNA, 1977 nt
Organism: Camellia sinensis
Lineage: Eukaryota; Viridiplantae; Streptophyta; Magnoliopsida; Ericales; Theaceae
Source: RefSeq, a predicted model, not a curated record